AUGGAUGCCUUCAACCCCUCCGAUUUCACACUACCCCCCUUCCUCGACCCCGUUCUCGACUUCCUCGCCGACCACCUCCCACCACCGCUCUAUGACUUUCUGUUCCUCCUACUCUCCCAUAUCCUCGCCUUAUGUACAGCCCUCAUCUCUCUCAUACUCAACCUCGUGCGCGCCAGGCCUUGGGAAUGGGAUGCCGAAACAGUUCUGCCACCACUCAUCAUGGUCCUUGCGUCUUAUCUCGCGCUCCUCAGCUUCUACCGCACAACAUCAUGGAUGAUCAGGACAGGGGUCUGGUUUGUCAAGUGGGGGACGAUAAUUGGGGCUCUGGCAGCAGGUGCGGGGUAUUUCAUGGGUACGCAAGGUGAGGGAGGGCAAGGCGUAGGAUGGGGUGGCGCGGGUGGCGGAGGUGGCAUACUGGGUAUGAUGACGGGCUUCGUACUCGACAUGAUGAACGGACAAGGCCAGAACGCUGCUGGCAAUUCGAGAUCGACGUCCUCACGCUCGCGUUCAAGAACACAGCAACGUGGCACUCGUCCGAAAGCUUGGGAGUCCUUUGAUCGUCAUCGCGAUUGGCAAUACUCAGAAGGAGCCGAUGGGAAGGACAAGAAGGACGUGAGUGAAGAGCUGAGAAAGGCUGUGGAUGGUUUUGCGGAGACGCUAGGUGCAGGGACUUGGUGGGAGAUGGCGAAGGGAUACGUGAAUAACAUGGGUCGUGAAGAGAGCGAGGGAAGUUCGAGGACGGGGACGAGGAAGCAGCCUUCAAGAAAGGCGAAGUCGAAGGCUCAAGGCAGUUCGGGCUCGAGGUAA
This is a messenger RNA of Stereum hirsutum FP-91666 SS1, 807 nucleotides long. RefSeq lists its product as uncharacterized. The coding region runs from base 1 to 807 and encodes 268 amino acids. The transcript has a single exon. The record is from RefSeq and is a predicted model, not a curated record. NCBI's taxonomy places the organism in Eukaryota, Fungi, Basidiomycota, Agaricomycetes, Russulales, Stereaceae.